Messenger RNA from Pongo pygmaeus (Bornean orangutan), 5895 nucleotides. RefSeq names its product zinc finger CCHC-type containing 2 (gene ZCCHC2). The record is from RefSeq and is a predicted model, not a curated record. Gene Ontology annotation, molecular function: nucleic acid binding; phosphatidylinositol binding; zinc ion binding. The transcript is spliced from 14 exons. NCBI's taxonomy places the organism in Eukaryota, Metazoa, Chordata, Mammalia, Primates, Hominidae. The coding region runs from base 336 to 3872 and encodes 1178 amino acids.
GGCUCAGCGCGGACGGCGGAGAGAGGGAGGCGGAAGGAGGACACCCUCGAUCGCUAGCUCCCACCCGCACCCGGGCUCCCAGAACCGGCGAGGAGCCCAGGGGGAGGAGCCGUCGCGGGUACGCCCCGCCCCCGGCCCGGGAAGACGACGCCAGAGACCCCGCCGGCCGGCCACCGCCCCCCUCGCCGGCCGAGACCCGCCCCUGGCCCCGGCCCUCCCCCGGCGGCAUGGAGGGGCCCCGCUCUUGACGGCCGCGCCACCGCCUCGGCCCGUACUCCACCUCGCGGCCCCUCCCGCCCGCCCCCGCUCGCAUGUCUGCGCCGCCCUAGCCGAGGAUGCUGAGGAUGAAGCUGCCGCUGAAGCCAACGCACCCCGCGGAGCCGCCGCCCGAGGCGGAGGAGCCCGAGGCGGACGCGCGGCCGGGCGCGAAGGCGCCUUCGCGCCGCCGCCGCGACUGCCGCCCCCCGCCGCCGCCGCCGCCCGCGGGCCCGUCGCGGGGCCCUCUGCCGCCGCCGCCGCCGCCGCCCCGGGGACUCGGGCCGCCUGUUGCUGGUGGAGCGGCGGCGGGGGCGGGUAUGCCGGGCGGCGGCGGGGGGCCCUCGGCGGCGCUGCGCGAGCAGGAGCGGGUAUACGAGUGGUUCGGGCUGGUGCUGGGCUCGGCACAGCGCCUGGAGUUCAUGUGCGGGCUGCUGGACCUGUGCAACCCGCUGGAGCUGCGCUUCCUCGGCUCGUGCCUGGAGGACCUGGCGCGCAAGGACUACCACUACCUGCGCGACUCGGAGGCCAAGGCCAACGGCCUCUCGGACCCGGGGCCGCUGGCCGACUUCCGAGAGCCCGCGGUGCGCUCGCGCCUUAUCGUCUACCUGGCGCUGCUGGGCUCGGAGAACCGGGAGGCCGCUGGCCGUCUGCACCGCCUGCUACCCCAGGUGGACUCGGUGCUCAAAAGCCUGCGCGCGGCCCGGGGCGAGGGCUCGCGGGGCGGCGCGGAGGACGAGCGCGGCGAGGACGGCGACGGUGAGCAGGACGCCGAGAAGGACGGCUCGGGCCCGGAAGGCGGCAUUGUGGAGCCCCGGGUCGGCAGCGGGCUCGGCUCCAGGGCCCAGGAGGAACUGCUGCUGCUCUUCACCAUGGCCUCGCUGCACCCGGCUUUCUCCUUCCACCAGCGGGUCACCCUGAGGGAACACUUGGAGAGGCUCCGCGCCGCGCUCCGCGGGGGCCCCGAGGACGCGGAGGUGGAGGUAGAGCCGUGCAAGUUUGCCGGCCCCAGGGCCCAGAACAACUCUGCUCAUGGUGAUUACAUGCAAAAUAACGAGAGCAGCUUAAUAGAGCAAGCUCCAAUACCUCAGGACGGACUUACCGUGGCACCUCACAGAGCUCAGCGAGAAGCUGUACACAUUGAGAAGAUAAUGUUGAAAGGAGUCCAGAGAAAAAGAGCUGACAAAUACUGGGAGUACACUUUCAAAGUAAAUUGGUCUGAUCUUUCAGUCACAACAGUAACAAAAACCCACCAAGAACUACAGGAAUUUCUACUGAAGCUUCCAAAGGAACUGUCUUCAGAGACUUUUGACAAGACCAUCUUAAGAGCUCUGAAUCAGGGUUCCUUGAAAAGGGAGGAACGGCGACAUCCUGACCUAGAGCCCAUCCUAAGGCAGCUAUUUUCAAGUUCAUCACAAGCUUUUCUACAAAGUCAGAAAGUACACAGCUUCUUUCAGUCCAUAUCAUCAGACUCCCUACACAGUCUCAAUAACUUACAAUCCUCUCUGAAGACUUCUAAGAUAUUAGAACACUUAAAAGAAGACAGCUCUGAAGCUUCAAGUCAAGAAGAAGAUGUGUUGCAGCACGCCAUAAUCCACAAGAAGCAUACUGGGAAAAGUCCCGUUGUGAACAAUAUUGGUACAAGUUGUUCUCCAUUGGAUGGGCUUACCAUACAAUAUUCUGAACAGAAUGGAAUUGUGGAUUGGAGAAAGCAAAGCUGUACCACCAUUCAGCACCCAGAGCACUGUGUGACCUCAGCUGACCAGCAUUCUGCUGAAAAACGGAGUUUAUCUUCAAUAAAUAAGAAGAAAGGAAAGCCACAAACAGAAAAGGAGAAAAUUAAGAAAACUGACAACAGAUUGAAUAGUAGAAUAAAUGGUAUUAGACUCUCCACUCCUCAGCAUGCCCACGGUGGUACUGUGAAAGAUGUGAAUUUGGACAUUGGCUCUGGACAUGACACAUGUGGAGAAACAUCUUCGGAGAGUUACAGUUCUCCAUCUAGUCCCCGACAUGAUGGAAGAGAAAGUUUGGAAAGUGAAGAAGAGAAAGACAGAGACACAGACAGCAAUUCUGAGGAUUCUGGGAAUCCAUCAACAACUAGGUUUACAGGUUACGGUUCUGUCAACCAGACUGUCACUGUCAAGCCACCUGUUCAAAUUGCUUCACUAGGAAAUGAAAAUGGCAACCUUUUAGAAGAUCCCUUAAACUCACCCAAGUAUCAGCAUAUUUCUUUUAUGCCAACUUUACACUGUGUCAUGCACAAUGGUGCCCAGAAGUCUGAAGUCGUCGUUCCUGCACCCAAACCCGCUGAUGGCAAAACCAUAGGGAUGCUUGUUCCUAGUCCUGUUGCUAUUUCUGCAAUAAGGGAGUCCGCAAAUUCAACCCCUGUUGGAAUACUAGGGCCAACAGCUUCCACUGGAGAAUCGGAAAAGCACCUUGAGUUACUGGCUUCCCCUUUACCUAUUCCAUCAACCUUCCUUCCACACAGUAGUGCUCCCGCUUUGCAUCUAACAGUUCAGAGGCUAAAGUUGCCACCACCACAGGGAUCUUCUGAGAGCUGCACAGUUAACAUCCCACAACAACCACCCGGAAGUCUGAGCAUCGCAUCACCAAACACUGCCUUUAUUCCUAUCCAUAACCCAGGUAGUUUCCCAGGCUCUCCUGUUGCUACCACGGACCCCAUCACAAAAUCUGCAUCCCAAGUGGUAGGACUCAAUCAAAUGGUGCCUCAAAUUGAGGGAAACACAGGGACAGUCCCUCAGCCUACCAAUGUGAAGGUAGUUCUUCCAGCAGCUGGCCUCUCAGCUGCUCAGCCACCAGCUUCCUACCCCUUAGCAGGGUCUCCCCUUGCUGCCGGCGUGUUACCCAGCCAGAACUCCAGUGUGCUCAGCACAGCAGCAACUUCCCCCCAGCCAGCGAGCGCAGGUAUCAGCCAGGCCCAGGCGACUGUUCCUCCUGCGGUUCCUACCCACACCCCAGGCCCUGCCCCAAGCCCGAGUCCUGCCUUGACACACAGUACCGCGCAGAGUGACAGCACCUCUUACAUCAGUGCUGUGGGGAACACGAACGCUAAUGGGACAGUAGUGCCACCACAGCAGAUGGGCUCAGGUCCUUGUGGUUCUUGUGGGCGAAGGUGCAGCUGUGGGACCAAUGGAAACCUUCAGCUAAAUAGUUACUAUUAUCCUAAUCCAAUGCCUGGACCAAUGUACCGAGUCCCUUCAUUCUUUACUCUGCCAUCCAUUUGCAAUGGCAGCUACCUCAACCAAGCACAUCAGAGCAAUGGAAACCAACUUCCUUUUUUUCUGCCUCAGACUCCAUAUGCAAAUGGACUGGUACAUGACCCAGUCAUGGGGAGCCAAGCCAACUAUGGCAUGCAGCAGAUGGCAGGAUUUGGGAGAUUCUAUCCUGUAUAUCCAGCACCUAACGUAGUUGCCAACACCAGUGGUUCGGGGCCCAAGAAGAAUGGGAAUGUCUCAUGUUACAAUUGUGGUGUAAGCGGACACUAUGCACAGGACUGUAAGCAGUCGUCCAUGGAGGCCAAUCAACAAGGCACUUACAGACUGAGAUACGCACCUCCCCUCCCCCCUUCUAAUGAUACGUUGGAUUCUGCAGACUGAAACGAGUAAAGCUUGCCUACUUAAUACACUCAAGUGUGGGGAGUCAUGGGGUGUGGAGGGGAGGAAAGGAAAGGUAUUUUGUUUCUUUGUCUAUACAUUUCCUAGAUUUCUAUGCAGUUGAGAUUUUUCAUUUCCCUUGUACCAAUGUCCAAAACAAGAAAGAAUGCAAUGCUUUUGAGCCUCUGGUCUCCUGGUUCAACAACAGGCUUAUAUGUAUGAUACAUGUAAUUUAAACCUUCAGACAAACUAUCAAAAGGAAAAUGUUGGUGCGUGCUUUUUUUUUUUUUUUUUUUUACACUGAAUACUUGCUGUGUGCAAUGUUUACUGAAUCUUUAAAACUGUGUAUUUGACCUUUUUUUACAACACUGGUGACAGUCAUAUGGUUUUGAAAAAAAAAGAAAUUUUGCUUCUUCCCAGCUUUUCUCACUUUCACCCUAAACGACACUUUCCUCCCCAGCCAGCCUCGCUCUGUCCCCGGCCCGCAGCAGGAGCAGCCAGCAGUGCAUUCACCCCACUUUUGUAAACUGCUCUGCAUAUAAACCAAGGGCAGAAUGUUUCACCCUGAUCUUAUGGGUGGAAUCAGACUCCCAAAAUAGUGUGUAUAUGUGUAAUAAACAGCGUCACGUAAAUACAUAUAUGCAGUGCUUGUUGUCCAAAUAAAAAUGAAAAUAAGUGGAAGAGAGAGGAAGAAGUCAAACCAUAUGAAACUGAAAAAAUAUGACGUACGAAAUGGACAAAAAGCUUUUUCUGAAACCAACUUUUUACUUCCAUCAUCCUUUUUUAGCCUGUUGCUUCAGAGAGACACAAAGUGAACACACUGGUGUGAAUGUCGCUCUCUGUGUGCUUGUGUUUGUAAUGAAAGUCUACAGCCAAUUUUACUUGUCUACCACCGUGUUGUGCUCAAAGAGACACUACUUGAGUAAAGAUUUCUUCUUUCCCUGUACCAACUGUUACAGUGUUACGUUGUGUUUAAAAUGUGUAUGGUUUAUUGCAAUCUGAACAGCGCUAUGGGUUUCUACCAUAAGUCAGGUUAUUUGUUCCCUAACCUGUCUCUCGUAGCAAAGUCACUUUUAUAACAGUUUACCACUAUGCUUGAUUAUAAUGUGAAAGACUGAAUUCUGAGUGUGUUAAGAUGGUAUUAAUCAUGUCAGUGUCAUGUCACUAAGUUUAAUGCUGCUGUUUUUAAAAAAAAAAAAAAAAGUUUUUUUAAAAAGCCAAUCUAUGUACUAAAUUGCUUCCAGGUAAUUUUUGAUUUCCUAAAGUGCACUGAGGUUAUCUGGAAGAUUGGGUGUAUUUUUUGGUGACUGCUGCAUUCAUCAGCAAUGAACAGUUUCCACUGUAUAGUCUUAGGGGUCAGGGGGUGGGGGUUUCAUUUUCCAUUCCUCAGCACAGAGCAGAAAUGAUAGAUUUUUGUUGUGUGGAGUAACGUUGGUAUGCAGCAGAGGAACGUAAACAUUUGGUCUUGGUUCAGAAGCCUAACAGAUUGCUAGACAAGAGAAAAAACUUGAAGAAAAAAGAAGCUUAAUUUCAUGCUUCAUAAGUAGCAUUUAUAUUUAUAGCACCAAUGUACAUUUUGAAACUUUCUUUCAGGGGUGGGAGUUAUGGGGAAGGGGUGGGUGUGAAGGGGUAGAUGAAAGCUUUAAUUUAGAAAGAAAGUUCGAGUAAAGGAAAUUAUUUUGAUUAAAUAUAUUUUAUUUGAUCUGGGUAUUUUUGGACCACAUUAUUAAAUUAAUUGUUAAGCUGCAGUUGAGUUGUUCAAGUGAGAGUUUUGAUAAACCACGUAUGGGCCGCAUUGUGAAUCACUUGCCAGUUGUACUUUAUGGAGCUUAUUUUAUGAUUUAAAAUACUGUACUGUACAUAGGAGGUAUGUUACCUUCUCCUUAUUUGUAUGUUUACCAUAUACUUUGAUAUUUGAAAUGUUAUGUACUGGAAAGGCCACUUAUAUUUCUAGAACAGAUUGGAUUUUAUGCAACCUUUUUUCCUUGAAUUAACAGCAAUAAAAAAAUGAAAAACAGCUUAAGAA